Messenger RNA from Rotaria sp. Silwood2, 1026 nucleotides. The record is from the annotation of a GenBank genome assembly. NCBI's taxonomy places the organism in Eukaryota, Metazoa, Rotifera, Eurotatoria, Philodinida, Philodinidae.
AUGAAUACUAAUACAAGCAGAAUUAGCUAUACUCUGUUAGCUGCACCAUAUCAACUAAAUAUUUGGUUUGGCUCAUUUCUUUGGAUAGCUGGUAAUAUUAGUUCAAUAGGUAAUAUGAUGGUGUUUUGUUCUCGAUCAUUUCGUAAUCGAGCUUAUUCAAUUUAUUUAUUAUCAAAAUCAAUGACUGAUUUUGUUUAUUUUAAUUUUGUAUUAUUAACACGAAUACUUGAAAAAGGUUUUGGGAUUCCGAUUAAUAAUCGUUAUGAUAUUAUGUGUAAAUUUCGACAAUUUGUUUCAUUAUGGUGUAAUCAAGUGUCUUUUACAUUAUUUGCAUUUGCAACAGUUGAUCGACUUUUAUCGACACAAAGGUCAAAUAAAUAUCGUCGAUGGAGUAAUCGUAUUUCAUUAGCCUACAAACUAUCAAUAACAUGUUUGUUCAUUUGGUUUUUACUCAUUGGUCAUCGACUUAUUUUAUAUAGUAUAAGAAAUGGGAUAUGUGUUGGCCUCCCAGGUGUAUAUGCAGAUUACGAUAUUUAUUUUGAAGUAAUAUUUGCUGGAAUGUGUCCACCCAUAGUGAUGUUUGUACUGGCAUAUCUAUUAAUACGAAAUGUUCGAAAUGUUAUUCAACGACGUAUCGUUCCGAAAAAUAAUAUUUCAUUUAUAACGAUUACAAAUCGACCCACUCUUCAACAAUUAGAUUCACAAUUAACGUUAAUGCUCAUAUUACAGUCAAUUAUUACUAUAAUAACAUAUGUUCCACAUGCAGUUGAAUUAACCUAUACAAAUUUAAGUAAAAAUUGGUCAAAAUCAUGUUUACAAAUGGCUGAAGAACAAGUCUUUAUUGAUUUCGUACAUUUACUUUCGUAUAUAUUUUUCGUUUCUAGCUUUUACAUAUCUAUCAUCUCAAAUAGUGGAUUUCGUCGACAUAUUAAAGAAUCAUUUCGUAGAAAAAAAACUAAUAAUUCUACACGUACUACACAUGCGAUAAUCCGUACCGAUGCAGCUGUUAUUAUUCAGCGGAAAUAA